Molecule: messenger RNA, 1016 nt
Organism: Paramecium sonneborni
Lineage: Eukaryota; Ciliophora; Oligohymenophorea; Peniculida; Parameciidae
Source: the annotation of a GenBank genome assembly
AUGUAUUGUAAGGAACCUGAAUCUUCGGAAGAUUAAAUUACUUAUUUUGGUGAAUAUAAUAAAAAAGGGAGGAAGGUAGGUAAAUGGAGUAUUAGAUGGAAUGAGAAAGGAUAGAAUAAAUAAAUGUAAAUAUUAAUAUAUAUAGUAAUAAUAUCUUAGUGGCGGUGGAUCUUUUGAUGAAUAGGGAAUUAAGAUUGGAAGGUGGAUGGAAUUAUGUGAAGGUUUUAAUAGUGAGAAAUAAGUCACUUAUAAUGGUGAAUAUAAUUAGAAAGGUAUGAAAGUAGGUAGAUGGGAUAUUAAUUAUUGUGAGGAGGGCAAGUAAGAAUAUAAAUUAAUGUAAAUAUGAUAUAAGUAUAGGUAAUUAUAUUAUGUUAGUGGUGGUGGAUCUUAUGGUGAGGGAGUGAAUUAGAUUAAGAUUGGAAAAUGGGUAGAAUUGGAUGAAGGGUUUGGAGAUGGAAUUGGAUAAAAUAAAAUCACUUAUAAUGGUGAAUAUAAUAUGAAAGGAAUGAAGGUAGGAAGAUGGGAUAUUAGUUAUGAUAAGAAUGAUGGAAAUGGAUAAAAAUAAAUGUAAAUAUUUUAUAAGAAUAGGUGAUUAUAAAAUGUUAGUGGUGGUGGUUCAUAUGGUGAGGGAGAUGGUUAAAUUAAGAUUGGUAAGUGGGUAGAGUUGUGGGAGAAUUUUGGAUUUCUAUCUUAAAUCACUUAUAGUGGUGAAUAUAAUAAGAAGGGUAUGAAAGUAGGUAGAUGGGAUAUUAAUUAUUGUGAUUGGGGGAUGGAUUAAUACAAAUAAAUGUAAAUAUAUUAUAAGUAUAUUAAAUUAGUGGUGGUGGAUCCUAUGCUGAGGGAGAUGGUUAGAUUAAGAUUGGUAAGUGGAUAGAGUUGGAUUAAGGGUUUGAAAGAGAUAAAAAAGUCACAUUUAAUGGUGAAUAUAAUAUGAAAGGUGUGAAAAUUGGGAUAUGGGUGGAAAUGGAUAUUGGUGAAAAUAAGAAACGUGGCGAAAAAAAAUAUAAGAAUUGAAU